AUGGAGAAGGAAAGGGAGAGUAAGCAAGAUCUACAUAUGGUCUUCAUAGAUUUAGAAAAGGCCUUCGACCGCGUCCCCAGAGAUAUCAUUUGGCAGUCCUUUCGAGCUCAGAACGUACCAGAAUGGCUCGUACAACUGGUGAUGGACAUGUACAGAGAAGUGAAAACUAAGGUGCGCAGCCCCGCUGAUCUGAGUGACCAAUUUGACUUGGAAGUCGGCGUGCAUCAAGCAGACCUUCAGAAAAAGCCACCGUGGAACAUCUUGUACGCAGAUGACAUAGCCCUCAUUAGUGAAGAUGUGGAGGAGCUACAGACCACACUAGAACAAUGGCGCAGUACUUUGGAAAAUGCUGGACUGAGAGUUAGCAGACAGAAGACUGUGUAUAUGCACUGUAGCUUCUCCAACUCAACACAUGGCACCAUACAACUCCAGAACACCCCACUCAAAAGGGUAGAGUUCUUUAAAUACCUUGGCUCUAUCCUGACGAGCGACGGCACCAUAGAGCUCGACGUCUCCAACCGUAUCAACACUGGCUGGAUGAAAUGGAGGGAGCUUACAGGUGUGCUGUGUAACUCUAAAAUGCCCAUACCAUUAAAGGCAAAGUCUACAAAACUGCAGUAA
Leptidea sinapis is the source of this 621-nucleotide messenger RNA. RefSeq lists its product as uncharacterized. The transcript is spliced from 2 exons. Lineage: Eukaryota; Metazoa; Arthropoda; Insecta; Lepidoptera; Pieridae. The record is from RefSeq and is a predicted model, not a curated record. Bases 1 to 621 code for a protein of 206 amino acids.